Molecule: messenger RNA, 3205 nt
Organism: Oryzias latipes (Japanese medaka)
Lineage: Eukaryota; Metazoa; Chordata; Actinopteri; Beloniformes; Adrianichthyidae
Product: Golgi phosphoprotein 3
Biological process (GO): retrograde vesicle-mediated transport, Golgi to endoplasmic reticulum; Golgi to plasma membrane protein transport; Golgi organization
Cellular component (GO): cytosol; trans-Golgi network; Golgi cisterna
Molecular function (GO): phosphatidylinositol-4-phosphate binding
Source: RefSeq, a predicted model, not a curated record
CGGCUCAUACUUUGACGUCACUGCAUUCGCCGCCAUGUUGGAUCAGGAAGUAGGCAGAGUUUCUGCAGGAAUCCCGAGCCGAGCUUAACGUCAGCGGCCGUUUCGGCUCGAUCCGACUCACUGUUUCCCCCUUAAACCCACCUUACAGAGUGAAGUUACAUGCGGCUCGCGCCUACCUCUGUUUGCAUCCGUUGUUUGUCUUCGAAUCCGAACAAGCUGCCGUCUUUUAGGGAUGACUUCUCUAACGCAGAGAACCUCGGGCCUCGUCCAACGGAAGACCGAGGCUAGUCGCAAUGCCGCCGCCGACAAGGAGAAGGGGUCUGGCGACGAGGACGACGAGGCCCGCCGCGGGGAGGAGGAAGACGACGACAAAGGGGACUCCAAGGAAACCAGACUUACGUUAAUGGAGGAAGUGUUGCUCCUGGGCCUCAAGGAUAGAGAGGGUUACACGUCUUUCUGGAACGACUGUAUUUCUUCCGGUCUCCGUGGGUGUAUGCUGGUGGAGCUGGCCCUCAGGGGGAGGCUACAUCUGGAGCCCUGUGGGGUCAGGAGGAAAAGCCUUCUUGCCAGAAAGGUAAUCUGCAAGUCUGAUGCUCCAACGGGAGACGUGCUGUUGGACGAGGCCCUGAAGCACAUUAAAGAAACCCAGCCUCCAGAAACUGUCCAGAGCUGGAUAGAGCUGCUGAGUGGAGAGACCUGGAAUCCCCUGAAGCUGCACUACCAGCUGAGAAAUGUCAGAGAACGCCUGGCGAAGAACUUAGUUGAGAAAGGGGUCCUGACCACAGAGAAACAGAACUUCCUGCUCUUCGACAUGACCACGCAUCCGCUCACCAAUAGCACCAUUAAGCAGCGCCUUAUCAAGAAGGUCCAGGACUCCGUUUUGGAUAAGUGGGUGAACGAUCCGCAUCGCAUGGACAAGAGGGUCCUAUCCUUGAUCCUUCUGGCUCAUUCGUCCGAUGUUCUCGAGAACGCCUUUGCCCCACUCCAAGACGACCAGUAUGACCUGUGCAUGAAGAGAGUCCACUCCCUGCUAGAGCUGGAGCCCGAGAAGGAGAGCACAAAGCCCAACGUCAAUGAACUAAUGUGGGCUGUCGUGGCAGCAUUCACCAAAUGAAAACACCGAUUCGGUUGGACUGAAAGAUCCGGUUCUGGUCUGUUAUUUAAUCGGUUGAAGGACUUCAUGAGACAGACCUCACUUUAAUGAGACAAUCUUUUCUGGUUGUGGAGCCUGUUUAUACAUCUACUUUGGUGGUAGACCAUAUUAACACAGUGCAGUCUGAUCGGUGGUGGGCUUCACCAAGUUAAGAGUUGAUUGGAUGGAAUGAAUGAAAAACGGGGGACUGCUUUCACUGAAGUGAGGUAAGUUAUGCGCUGCUGCAGCGUCGGAUGCAUCUAAAGACGUCGACACUACGAACACGUGGCUCCCUGUUCCUGUACGAUAACACCAGAUACAAAAAAAAAGGCUUAUGGCAGCAGUAGUCAUGGUGAAUAUGAAGAUAUUGGCUGGGGCCAAGUUUUGCUUGUAAAAAAAAAAUGUCAGAAACCCCAUCAUUUCUCCAUUUCCUAAACAUCUGGCCAGACUGACUGGUUUUUGUACCGUCUCACAUGCUAAUGCGAGGAGGAAAGAAAAGAGCAAACUGAUGCUUUGGGCUGGCACACGCCCUCUCCUUCCACCUUCUCAUUCCCCUCUGGGAAACCAUGCUUUUGGUUACUGAAUGUUUUACUGGUUUUCUCUGCUUUUUUCUCUACAAUUUGUCCAUUUUUUUCUCCUUCAUUGUUUUUUUUUUUUUUUUUUUGAAGAAGAAGAAAAUAAGAAAACUAAAACCAUCAGCUCGGUUCCCGAUGCGUAAAAAGUGAGCCUAUUUGGCCUUGAGAGACUUAAACCUAAAUGAAGAAUCAAGUCCAAGACAAAUUUUUAUGUUGCUGUUUUCACAGGAGUUAUCUCUGAGUUUGAAGAACAUAACUUCCUUUUUCUAUUUACGUUGCUAGUCAAUGUUGCUUGGAGUAGCCUCCCAUUUCUUAAGUGUUUUUGCACAGUCAAUAGCCCAGCAGGUGAGCGGUAUUUAUAGGCAUUUUCUGGGGGGGUUGCGCCACGCAGCAGUGUUUGAAAAUGAUGAACCUGGCGGCUAUGGAAAAAGCUAUAAGUGUUUCUGUGAAUAUUUUAAAAUCAUUCCUUUGGCCACAUUUAAUAAUGCAUCUGCUUACAUUUCUAUUUGUGGAUAAAUGUGCAAAGAAGCCCCCAGGUUAGUCUGUGACCAUCUUGUAGGAGAGCAACUAUGAACCUUACACGAAAGGCUGGGAGUCUUCAGCCAAACCGGCUAGUUUCAGUUCAAUCCAUUCUGUUUUAUUUUCAAAAAUAAAAAACAUUUCCCCCAAUGAACACUGGUGGUGUCUAGACAAAAUUGUCUGGUCGAGCUUUUGAGUUUUGCUUCUUUGUAAUUUCCUUUUGGAGGUUUGCAAAAUUCCAAAGCGACCACGCCUCGCACACUAACUCACACUUGACUGGUCCUCAAAAGUCACCCGUGUUUUCGUCGUAGAGGGGGAACGGCGUCCGUGAAUCCUCACCAGGAGAAAGCGUGGAAAUGUGCAAUCGGGUCGACCCCCUUUCUAUUUGCUGCUGGUGUGUGUCUCAGUCUGUUUGUACAUUUCCUCACCCAUCAGCUUCUUCUGUCAGAAAAAAAAAAAGAAAGUCCAGUGGGCAUCUUGUAUUUUUUUAUACAUACAGAUGUAGAGGCGGCGGGGGGUGGGGGGUGGGUACUCGGGUCCAAAUGAGUCUAAAUAAAAGCAUUGGAGCUCAAACUAACAACAAAUACAGUCUAGUUCAGUUCUAUUUAACUCCACCCUAUAUUUAUGAAUUAAAAAAGUAAUUCUCUUUCAGUUGAUAUAUUUUUGGAUGAUGUUACAACCUUUGAUUGCACACUCUUUUUUUUUUUUUAAUUUUUAAUUCUACUUGCAAAAAUAUCAAGGGGUAUAAAAAACGUCAGCUCCGUUUACAUGGAAGAGAUGCAUGCUUUUGGUGGAGGGCUGGGGUACUUGCGGAUGUAGCUACAGAGAAAAAAAAGGCUUGUAUGUAAUUAUUAGUCCUUUAAUGUGUACGAUCUAUUGGAAUUCGAUGAAAGGGAUCUUCUCUGCUAUCCUCUGAUUCUGUAUGCUUUUUGUAUUACAACACAAAAUAAAGUAAGGAUCCUUUAAGUGCCUGAAUUUA